AUGGCAACAGCAAGAUCACAAGCGCCGAGUGCGGCGGCAGUGACGCAGCCAGGCCCCUACGAUCAUCUCCCCGACUUGUCUGCCGACAUCUCAAUGGAUGCCGAUACCUCGACUCGACCCACCUUCGAACAGCUCAAUGCGACCCUCAUCUCGCGAGGGUAUCUGCGCUUUCCGCUCAAUGUCACAGGCAUGCGCGAAGAGUCACUGGCUUCGCUUGCAGAUGCUCUUCAUGCCAUGAUCGCACAGCGAGAAGAAGACAUUGAGGUGCGCACUGCACUGACGGCUAAGAACCGCACCCUCACUGCAUCCCUGGAGCGCACCAAACGCUUCCACAAGGAGGAAUUGGAACGUUCAGCAGACUUUGAGCGCAAAGCCGAAGCGUCGAAAUCCAAGCUUGCACAUCUCACCACACAGCUCGAGACGGAGCGCAACGCACACAGGUCGACCAAGGAAGCGCUGGGACGGCUGAGGCGGGAUCUGCAGGCGAUCAAAGCUUCGGCCGUGCAGUACAAGGCCGCCAACGAUCGGUCUGUUGCUCGGAUCAGAGCUCGAAUCGGUGAAGUCACCAGCUCAGCCAUCCGCUCUGCCGUUCCUGAUUUCCAGAUCGUUGCUUCGGCCUUCGACGAGCCGCCCGCCGCUUCAUCGUCCAAAGCAGGCGCAGCAGGAUUGUACGCGCAACAGGUACAGGAGCUGGAGCAGAAGCGUGCUCACCUCGUCGAGUAUAAUCAGGCACUGAAGCGCUUUGCCACUGAGGCGAUCAAUGCUGCUCGACGAGCAGACCAGGAACUGGUGGACAUGGUCGAGGCGGAGGAGGACGAUGCCAAGAAGAGAGAUGCAACGUCGGCAGGAAAGGCAAAUGGCGACUCGAGUGGCUCGCGUUCUGCUUCCUCGAGCAGCCUCAGCGGAAUGGGUGCGUCUAAGCGCUCGCCUUCGAGUGAUGCAUGGCUUGACGGUCACCGACCUCUCUUCCAGCGUGAUCUCUUCCCUGCCAAUGACUCGCUUCGAUCCACCUCGUCGGGUGCACUGAUCUCCGGUUCGACGAGCAAGGUUCACCACCCUGCCUUGCGCGCGCUCGAGCUCACAUCGACGGCCAUCAGCUCUCACGUCCAGUCGCUGCUCGACCUGCGCACCGAGCGCAAUAUUCACCAAGCGACGCAAAGCUCUCGCCUCAUGGCCGAGGCGAGAGAGCAAGCUUGGGCAGCGAGACUCGAACACGACAUUCAGCAAGACUUGGAGAACGACGCACGGCUCUCGCUCAACAAGACGAACGGUCCUUCCCAUGUCGGCUCGCUCGCCUCAGCCGCCAUCGCAGCCUCGAGUGGAGGAGCAAACGGUGGCACGUCGCAUCGCAUCGAUUGGCAGAGGGAGAAGGGUGAUCUGGAAAAGAAGCUGGCUCAGCUCAUCAAGCAGGUGGCAGUCGCCGAGGACAACAUGGUGCGCAAGGACAAGGAGGUCAAGAAGCUCGCCGAGGCUGAGCAGCGCGCGAGGGCUAUGCUGGAUCAGACUACGUCCAGUGCCACUGUCGAAGACUCAAAAGCAGCGCACACAUCGGACCAGGCUGACUCACUCCGUGCGGAGCUGCAGGCUGCGGAAGAGGAGCGUGCUCGCCUAGCUCAACGAUGCGAUAUGCUCGAAGCCGAGGCCCGCGAGCUGCGCAACCAGCGCGAUGGUACAUGGUCAGAGCGUAAGGAUAUCACCCAACUGACCUCACUCAAGCGACUCGAAGAAGGCGAGGUAGCCGAGAUCCACGCCCGCGACCAGCAGCGUCGCAACGACGUUGGCAGUCUCUCUGUCGUCGCUGAGGAUAUUGAGCUGCCGUCUCUCACCGGUAGUGCCGACACCGCCGAGACUGCGAGCGAAGAGUCGGUCGAAGUCAUGGACGCAUCCACUUCUCGCCGAUCCACCCGUAAAAGCAGGCUCAGCAAAGAGGCUGUGGAUCCGGGUGCUAUGAGCUUUGGCGAAAGUUUCGGCAACAAUCCGGAGCUGGAUGCGAUCUUUGGUAUCAUGGCGAAGAGCGCCAAGCGUCCUUCGCAGGGAUCGACUCGUCGCUCGUCGCGACUGUCCGGAUCGAGCGCGACCGCCGAGGAGGCCUCGACAUCCGCCGAAGUAGCGUCAGAACUCGGUCAAGUCGAAGGUCGCAAGAGGAAAGCAGACGGGGAGGAGCCAGCCCAAAGCAGCGAAGAGAUGGCCAACGUCAGCAGCUCGAGCAAGAGACGGACGAGUCGCCGCGUUUCUGGCAGACCCGUCGCAGAGACCGCGUCCGACGAGGGAUCUCCUCGAGUCUCGAAACGUGCUCGCAGCGAGCAGCAGCCCGUGGAACAGCCGGCAACUCUGGCCGCUGGCGCAUCGGAGGCCGCUGCUCUGGUUGCAGCAGCUCACCAAUCGCAUCGAAGGCUGUCAACUCGGGAGAAACAAGAGCUCGAGAAGUCGAAGCCCACAGCUGCCGCCCCGAGCAAGACACCAGCCCUGAACAAUCGACGCAUCGUCUCUGGAUCCUCGUCCUCGGUCACUCGACCCACGGCUGCCUCCCUUCGUCGAAGCGAAGCGACCCAAGCCAGCGUCAAGCGUCCGCUUUCCAACUCGACCAACAUCCGCGAAGUAUCGACGCAGAGAUCUGCGUCGAGCAAGACGCCAGCCCGCGUCGUGUCGUCUAGUUCAGUCCGUGCGCGGUCGUAG
Kalmanozyma brasiliensis GHG001 is the source of this 2676-nucleotide messenger RNA. Its product is annotated as Afadin/alpha-actinin-binding. The record is from RefSeq and is a predicted model, not a curated record. NCBI's taxonomy places the organism in Eukaryota, Fungi, Basidiomycota, Ustilaginomycetes, Ustilaginales. Bases 1 to 2676 code for a protein of 891 amino acids. The transcript has a single exon.